UGUGACCUCCUGGAGGCGGCCGUGGCCACUGCCACCUCAACCUUGCUUGCUUUCAGCUGUGCUGUUUAGUGAGCAGAAGGUCAAGCUUCUCUAGGACUGCUGAAGCUUGCCGAGCAUGCCUUCGGAGAGGCUGUCCUGGCUGCACUUGAAGUGGCCACUCCGUGAGUUGGGUCAUUAUGGAGGGCGAGUCUGGUGCCGCCAGCCCCUCAGCUGUGGACAGCUGAAAAACCCUGCCUGAAACAGCUUCUUAAGUGCACCAUUAAUUUAUACAGCAGGUUUGCCCAGAGGCUGAAUAUGAUUCUUGGCUACACCAUGCCUAAAUUUCAGAUGCUCGGUCCAGCAUGGGCCACGGCACCUCACCUUAGCUUGGAGGGACACACCAAGAUGAAGCGAAGCCACCUGCUUCACGGAUGAGAUGCCGCCUAUUGAAUGCAGUGAUGGAAUAUGGAUGCGGAAUAGAAGCAAGCCAGAAAUGGAUGCACUCCACUUACCUGUGGCUGCGUUGGUUCCCUGGGUGGGCCGGAGAUGCUCCAUAGGCACCCAAAGUUGUUUGGGUCAGCAGGACAUCAGUACCUCUGCCCAGGCUGAGGACCGACAACAGCGCCUCUCGCCGUGGAUGCUGCAAAGCUCCUACCUCCCAAACUGCCUGGGGUUGAUCUAUACUAUUUAUGUAGACGGACUGAGCACCUCCCUGGAAACCGUCAUUGGGAACCUCCUCACUUGUACCAUCCCCAUCACUGGGGGUGCUCAGAGGACAAUCUCUCUGGGCGCAGGCGACAGGCAGGUGAUCCAAACACCCAUUAAUGACUCCCUUCCCAUCAGCAACUGCAGCGUGGCACUCCUCUUCCGGCAGCUUGGGAUUACAAAUGUGCUGUGUCUCUUUUGUGCGGCCCUCACGGAGCACAAGAUCCUGUUUCUGUCCAGCAGCUAUCAGAGACUGACUGAUGCCUGUCGGGGUCUACUUGCCCUCAUGUUCCCCUUGAAGUACAGCUUUACAUAUGUGCCCAUCUUGCCUGCUCAACUCCUGGAAGUCCUCAGCACACCUACACCUUUCAUCAUUGGUGUCAGCUCUGCAUUCCAAUCGGAGACCCAGGAGCUGUUGGAUGUGAUCAUAGCAGACCUGGAUGGUGGAACUGUAACUGUCCCCGAGUGCAUCCACAUCUCUCUGCUGCCUGAACCGCUGCUGCAUCAGACACACGAGGCGCUCUCCAUGGUCUUGGACCCAGAGCUGGAGAUUGCAGACCUGGCCUUCCCCCCAUCCACCAUCUCGGCAUCUUCCCUCAAGAUGCAGGACAAGGAGAUCCGUGCUGUCUUCCUCCGCCUAUUUGCACAGUUGCUCCAGGGCUACCGAUGGUGCUUGCAUAUCAUCCGGAUCCACCCAGAGCCAGUCAUUCGCUUUCACAAGGCAGCCUUUCUUGGACAGAGGGGCCUGGUGGAAGAUGACUUCCUUCCAAAGGUGCUGGAGGGCAUGGCCUUUGCUGGGUUUGUGACAGAGAGGGGACCCCCAUACCGGGAUACAGACCUAUUUGAUGAGCUGGUGGCCAAUGAAGCGACCCGGAUGCAAGCAGAUGAAGGCAACAAGGCCAGGGUGCUUUGGCACAUCAAGGAACUAGCAGAGCAGCUGUACAAAAACGAGAACCCCUACCCUGCUGUGACCAUGCACAAAGUUCAGAAGCCCACGGAAGGCUGCCACCUGCGCUUGCACCAGAGGCCUUUCCCCCAUUUGGAUGAGGGGACCAUCCAGUGGAUCAUCGACCAGGCCACAGCCAAGCUGCAGACAGCCCCUCCUGCUGUGAAGGUGGAGAAGAAGUGCAUGGUUCCUUCGGGGCCUCUGCUGGGGGUUCUUAUGGAGCGCAACGGAGUUGUGCUGGCCAACAGUGCCCGCCGACUGGAGGUGGUCAGGAACUGCAUCUCCUACGUCUUUGAGGGCAAGAUGCUGGAGGCCAAAAAGCUGCUCCCUGCGGUACUCCGAGCCAUGAAGAGUCGGGCUGCUCGGCACUGCCUGACACAGGAGCUGAAUCUGCACGUGCAGCAGAACAGAGCCAUGCUGGACCACCAGCAGUUCGACUUCAUUGUCCGCAUGAUGAACUGCUGUUUGCAGGACUGCAGUGCCGCAGAUGAGCAUGGAGUUGCAGCCGCACUUUUGCCGCUGGUCACCGCAUUCUGCCGUAAACUCAGUCCUGGCGUCACCCAGUUUGCCUAUAGCUGCGUGCAGGAGCACCUGGUGUGGACCAACCUCCAGUUCUGGGAGGCCAUGUUCUACUGUGAUGUGCAGAACCACAUCCGGGCCCUUUACUUGGAGUCCGGUGAGGAGAACCAUGUGGACCAGGUGGCUGAGCGUGCACCGCUGGAGGAGGGGGAGGAGGAGGAGUCGGCCCUGGAGAUUGCAGCCGGGCAGUGCCGCCUCUGGCCCACCAUGAGUUGUGAAAAGCAGCAGGAAUUGAUCCAGAAGGAAGAGAGCACCGUCUUCAGCCAGGCGAUUCACUACGCCAACCGCAUGAGCUACCUCUUGCUGCCCCUGGACACCAGCAAGAACCGUCUCCUGCGAGGCUCGGGCCUCGGAGAUGCGGAGAGUGUCAGCAAUAGCUUCAUCACAAACAGUAUCGCCGGCAGUGUGGCUGACAGUUACGACACUGAGAGUGGCUUUGAGGAUGCCGAAAGCUCUGACGUGGCCAACUACGUAGUUCGGUUCAUCAACCGCUUUGUGGACAAGGUCUGCACAGAGAGUGGGGUCACCAACGAACACCUCAAGGGGCUGCAUGUCAUGAUUCCAGACAUUGUCCAGAUGCACAUUGAGACCUUGGAUGCCGUGCACAGGGAGAGCAAGAGGCUCCCUCCCAUACAGAAGCCCAAGCUUCUCCAGCCCGCCCUGCUGCUGGGAGAAGAAAGCGUGAUGGACGGCCUGCGGGUGUACCUGAUGCCUGAUGGCAGGCAGGAAGCUGCUGGCGGGAAUGUCGGCGGGCCUCCCCUGCUUCCUGCUGAAGGGGCCAUCUUCCUCACCACCUACCGCAUCAUCUUCAAAGGCACCCCCACAGACCCGUUGGUUGGCGAGCAAGUGGUGGUCCGUUCCUUUCCUGUUGCCUCCCUGACCAAAGAGGAGAAGAUCCCAGUGCUGGCACAAGUAGACCAGUUCAUCCAGGAGGGCUGUGCUCAGCUCCAGCUGCGCUCCUGCACGUUCCAGUUGCUGCGCAUCGCCUUUGAUGAGGAGGUCGCCUCUGAGAGUGUGGAGACCUUCCGGAAGCAGCUCAGCAAACUCCGCUACCCGCAGCACAUCUCGGACACCUUCGCUUUCACGGUGGGCCUGUCAAACAAGCCCGCACUGCAGCCCAAAGCCAAGGAGAAGAACCCGUCGCUCAGAACUAUCUCCAGGAACCUGGUGAAGAAUGCCAAGAAGACCAUUGGCCGCCAGUAUGUGACACGCAGGAAGUACACUCCCCCUCCGUGGGAACACCGGGGAAGCCAGCAGCACUUCCCAGAGGAUGAGGAUGAGAUCUCAGUGUCUGAAGAAGUGGACAGAAGCACCUUGACUCCGUCCACCACCAUCAAGCCCUCGGACAAGAUGACCAUGAGCCACUUGGUGGAGCGAGCCUGCUGUCGGGAUUACCAGCGCCUGGGGCUGGGCACACUGAGCAACAGCCUCACCCGCUCCAAGAACGAGCCUUUCCGCAUCUCGACCGUCAACCGGAUGUAUGCCAUCUGCAGGAGCUACCCAGGGCUGCUUAUCGUCCCGCAGAGCGUCCCUGACAACACCAUCCAGCGAAUCUCUCGCUGCUACCGCCAGAACCGCUUCCCCGUCGUCUGCUGGCGGAACUCGCGCACCAAGGCAGUGCUGCUGAGAUCGGGCGGCCUGCACGGCAAGGGUGUGGUGGGCCUAUUCAAGUCUCAGAACACUCCUGCCACUGGAGGUCCCUCGCAGGCAGAUUCUGCCAGCCUGGAGCAGGAGAAGUACCUGCAGGCGGUGGUCAACGCCAUGCCCCACCACGCUGACGCCAGCGGCCGUAACACCCUCAGCGGCUUCACCUCUGCCCACAUGAGCAGCUCAGAUUCUUCUGAGAAGCGGCAACCCAAGCUGGGAUCUCUUAUGAAGCAGGUGAUGGGAGGGAAGGACGAAGGGGCCGGCCCGAUGAGCCGUGCAGCCCCAGGUCACAGAGCUAGGGUAGUCACCCUCUCCAGCCCCAAGAGCAUGGCAGCAAAGGGACGUGGCUCCCCGCGAGGCAAAUGGGGAAGCAUCCGAGCCAGCGGGCGCCUGAGCAGCUAUGCUCUCAAUGCAGAGAUUGGAUCUCGCUUGGCUGGGAAAGAGCUGCUCGGCACGCAGCCCAACGGGUCCCCCUCCGAGGCCAGCUUCUUGCGCCAGCACCGGGCAUCGCUCUACAUCAUCGGCGACAAGUCUCAGCUGCGGGGUGUGAAGCCUGACCCUCUGCAGCACUGGGAGCUGGUGCCCAUCGAGGUGUUUGAUGCGCGACAGGUCAAGGCCAGCUUCAAGAAGCUGAUGAAGGCCUGUGUGCCCAGCAGUCCCUCCAUGGAGCCUGGCUUGACCUACCUGCGCUCCCUGGAGGAGUCGGAAUGGCUGGUGCAGAUCCACAAGAUCCUGCAGAUCUCCGUGCUGGUGGUGGAGUUGCUUGACAGGGGCUCCUCUGUGCUGGUCAGCCUGGAGGAAGGCUGGGAUAUCACCACCCAGGUCGUGUCCUUGGUGCAGCUGCUGUCGGAUCCCUACUACCGCACCAUGGAGGGCUUCCGCCUCCUCGUCGAGAAGGAAUGGCUCUCCUUCGGGCACCGCUUUGGCCAUCGCGGGGCCCAGACCUUUGCUAGCCAGGGCAGCGGCUUCACGCCCAUCUUCUUGCAAUUCCUAGACUGCGUCCAUCAGAUCCACUUGCAGUUCCCCAUGGAGUUUGAGUUCAGCCAGUACUACCUGAAGUUUCUGAGCUACCACUGCGUGUCCGGUCGCUUCCGUACUUUCCUGCUGGACUCUGACUAUGAGAGACUGGAGCUGGGCCUCCUCUAUGAGGAAAAAGGGGAGCGGAAGGGCCCCCCACUGUUCUGCUCCAUUUGGGACUACAUGGACCGACUGAACAAGAAGACGCCUGCAUUCUUCAACUACAUGUACGCCCCUGAAGAUGGCGAGGUGCUGCGUCCUUACAGCAACAUCUCCAACCUGAAGGUGUGGGAUUACUACACCCAGGAGACCCUGUCCGAGGGCCCCUCCUAUGACUGGGAGUUGGUGCAGGGCCAGGCGGAGCCCCUGGAAGAGGCUGGUCAACAGGACACGAGCACCCCCCAGAGCCAGCGGAAGAUCAUCUGGCCCUGCUACGAUAACCGCAGCCGCACGGAGCCGGAUGCCAUCUCUCGGCUGCUGGAGGAGCUGCAAAACCUGGAGAUGGAACUGGGGCAAGUUCCAGGGCGCUGGAAGGAGACAUGGGACAAAGUAAAGGCUUUCCAACGGUCAGAGGCCCAGGCAGACACCGGCAGCAGACUAGCAGCCAGCAAUCUGCUGAUGGCAUCCGGCCUGUCGCACCAUCGGCGCUCGCUUGGCGUCUACCUGCAGGAGAGUGCUGGCGGUAGCUCCACCAUCAACCUCAGCCUGGACAGUGAUGCCAGCAGCACCUCCACGCCCUCCGGAGGGAGGCAGGGGGGCCGCCGAAGCACCAGCACCCUCUACAGCCAGUUCCAGCCAGCAGAAAGCGAGAACCGCUCAUAUGAGGGAUUCCUUUAUAAGAAAGGAGCCUUCAUGAAGCCGUGGAAGCCCCGCUGGUUUGUGCUGGAUAAAACCAAGCACCAGUUGCGGUACUAUGACAGCCGGCAGGACUCCGAGUGCAAAGGCGUCAUUGACUUGGCUGAGGUCGAGUCCAUCACUCCAGGCACCCCCACCAUGGGCGCUCCCAAGAUGGUGGAUGAAAAGGCCUUCUUUGAUGUGAAGACGACAAAGCGUGUUUACAAUUUCUGCGCCCAGGAUGUGCAGCUGUCCCAGCAGUGGAUCGACCGUAUCCAGAGCUGCCUGUCUGAUGCCUGAAGUCGCCCUCGCGCAGCCUGCCGGGCUGCCGCAAGCAGAGCAGGGCCGGACUGGUGGUGCACUGGGACCGAAGGAGGCACAGGGUGCGGGGAGAACGCCCUUCCCACGGCCCUCGGCCUGGCUCUCCGGGCUGUUCUGCAGCCUGUGCCACAGUCUACCGGUGGCCGCUUCUUGCCGGGACAGCGCAGGCCUGCUUGCUGGAGCAAGGGGCUAGUGGGAGUCACGAGGUGGGAGGACCCCUGCUUUUCCUGGGCAGUGGCCGAUCCAGAAGGCCUCCGUGUCGCUCCUUUCCUGAACAAGCGUGCCAUGAGCUGCGCCAGGAAAAGGGCCAGAAGCUCAGCUGCACGCUCAGGGGGCACCGCUGGGGUAGAACAGUAUUACAGGCCUCGAACACACGAGUCUAGCAGGCAAGGAUGCCGGGGCCUGUGUGGGUCUGCAGCCCGUGGCCCCCUGUUCUGGGAUGUGGGGAGAGGGAGCAGGCGUCACCUCUGGCACAGCUUGCCCUGCCCUCUGCUCAUUCAGUGGCUUGAUGCAGUGGAGGGCUGGCUGGGGCUCGCACUGUCCUAGUGAGGAAGCCCAGGGUGGGGAGGGAAGGGCUUCCCAGGCUCCCGGAUUAUCUGGCAUUGUUGGAGGUGUUUAUGGGCAUGGGAGAGAUUCUUGGAUGCAGCUAACGACCCUGUGACUGAGCCCUCUCGCCCCAAGCAUAGGCUUUAAUCCUGAAGCAAGUCCUGUAGCCUGCUUUCUUCACAGGUCAGACGGCAGCCUCCCCAGCUCUCUUUAAAAGGCAUAGAAGUGUUAUUCGAAGCCCUGAGACAUUGUACAUAGCCUGGAGCACAUUGCCCCCCCUUUUUUAUUUGUACAAUAACGGCUGUGGCUGGUGUGAGUUGGAAGAUUUUGUAACUUCCUUGAGCAGUUGUAGAUUAUUGAAGUUUCUGUACAUUGUGUCAAACCUACAGAGUCCUUGUAUUGUAUUGUGCCUAGAGGAAAAAAUAUAUGGAGAAAAACUAAUGGAAUUUAAUAAAAAAACAGCAACAUG
Molecule: messenger RNA, 7043 nt
Organism: Varanus komodoensis (Komodo dragon)
Lineage: Eukaryota; Metazoa; Chordata; Lepidosauria; Squamata; Varanidae
Gene: SBF1
Product: SET binding factor 1
Exons: 39
Coding region: 416-6007 (1863 amino acids)
Source: RefSeq, a predicted model, not a curated record